UGCGUUGAUCUUGGGGAAAUGCCUCUCUGAUGACGUCGUGCGAGGCUAACGCAGAGCCGGGCGGCCAUUAUACAGCCAAGUUUCCCUGGGAAGGUCGGAGGGAAAAGGGAGCUAGCUUGCUAUUUUCGGUACAGAAUAACAGCCCUCAGACACAUACUCGGCUCAGGGGCGUCGUGAACCAUACGAAUGUGAUCGUAGAAACGCCCGGAUAAACUUGUUAUUGUGUUUUCUGUUCCGAAUCUGGAUAUACGCAGAACGUAGCUAGACCCAAGCCCCUACCCCUGCAUCCCAUUUCGAGAAAAAAAAACAUUUAUCCAACGUUGGUAGCAAGCUAUCAAGCUACUGUUACUAGAUUUCCAUUGUAGCCGCAAGUAAAGACGUUUUUAAACCUAUAUCCAACUCAUUAGAUUUUUUAAAAUGGACGAUAAAUCUUUUACAAAGGAAUUGGACCAGUGGGUCGAACAACUGAACGAAUGCAAACAGCUGACGGAGAAUCAAGUGAGGACGCUAUGCGAGAAGGCGAAGGAGAUCCUGACGAAGGAGUCGAAUGUGCAGGAGGUGCGCUGCCCCGUCACCGUCUGCGGGGACGUGCACGGCCAGUUCCACGACCUCAUGGAGCUCUUCAGAAUCGGCGGAAAGUCCCCCGACACCAACUACCUGUUCAUGGGCGACUAUGUGGACAGAGGCUACUAUUCGGUGGAAACAGUGACGCUUCUUGUCGCAUUAAAGGUCCGUUACCCAGAACGCAUCACGAUAUUGAGGGGGAACCACGAGAGCAGGCAAAUCACGCAGGUGUACGGCUUCUACGACGAGUGCCUGAGGAAGUACGGAAACGCCAACGUGUGGAAGUACUUCACCGACCUCUUCGACUAUCUCCCGCUGACCGCGCUCGUAGACGGACAGAUAUUCUGCCUGCACGGUGGCCUUUCUCCCUCGAUAGACACACUGGAUCACAUUCGAGCUCUGGACCGUCUCCAAGAGGUCCCGCAUGAGGGGCCCAUGUGCGACCUGCUGUGGUCGGACCCCGAUGACCGAGGGGGUUGGGGGAUCUCCCCCCGAGGGGCUGGCUACACCUUCGGACAGGACAUCUCAGAAACCUUCAACCACGCCAACGGCCUCACCCUCGUGUCCCGUGCCCACCAGCUCGUCAUGGAGGGUUACAACUGGUGUCAUGAUAGAAACGUGGUCACCAUUUUCAGUGCGCCAAACUACUGCUAUCGCUGUGGCAACCAAGCUGCCAUCAUGGAACUGGACGAUACUCUUAAAUACUCUUUCCUUCAGUUUGACCCUGCACCCCGCCGUGGCGAGCCCCACGUCACCCGACGCACCCCCGACUACUUCCUAUAAACGCCACCUGACCUGGUGUAGGACUGCACCAAGACUUACACAACAAAAAACAAAAACAAAACAAAAAACAGAAAAACCUUGACGAACCGUAUAUUACAGAGUGGGAUCUGAUACAACAUGAAAGCACUAACAUGGACCAAAGUGUGCCAUAUACGCCAUAAGCAUUUAGUACACACACACACAAACUGCCUGUGUCUCGGUACCGCAACACCUCGUCCCGGUCAAACAUUGCCUGCUGUAUACUAUUCGUAGUAAUGUCCUUUUAUGUUCAUGAGCUGUACAUUACUUAAGGCAAAACAGAGAGAGAACUGUGACGAUUUUCUUUCCCUCCCCCCCAACUUCACUGGACAAAUUUGACAUUUUGAGUUGGCAUUGCCGGGCAUGUGAACUACAGUAUUUUAUAAUGAUGCACAAACCUAUCCCCGUCUACCCCCCCCCCUUUACUUCACCAAACACUAUACUGUGUGGGAAUGAAUGCUUAAAUGGAAGGAGAAACCUCUUCCUUUUUGGGAGUGUAUGCUUUCAUGUGUAAGAACCCCUUACUUACCCUGCCCACUCCCUUUGUCUAAACAUACCAAUUGUGUUUACUGUAUCUUUUUUUCUGUAUAUUUGUCAUGAAGUGAUUGCAUCUUCUUUGGUGUAUUUGAACAAAUAAAGUACUUUUGAUCGCAAA
Conger conger (European conger) is the source of this 2020-nucleotide messenger RNA. It is a transcript of the gene ppp2cb, whose product is annotated as protein phosphatase 2, catalytic subunit, beta isozyme. Lineage: Eukaryota; Metazoa; Chordata; Actinopteri; Anguilliformes; Congridae. The record is from RefSeq and is a predicted model, not a curated record. The transcript has 7 exons. The coding region runs from base 418 to 1347 and encodes 309 amino acids. Gene Ontology annotation, molecular function: protein serine/threonine phosphatase activity. Gene Ontology annotation, cellular component: cytosol. Gene Ontology annotation, biological process: peptidyl-serine dephosphorylation; mitotic cell cycle.